Molecule: messenger RNA, 416 nt
Organism: Zychaea mexicana
Lineage: Eukaryota; Fungi; Mucoromycota; Mucoromycetes; Mucorales; Lichtheimiaceae
Exons: 1
Coding region: 99-344 (81 amino acids)
Source: RefSeq, a predicted model, not a curated record
UGUAAUCGUCCUGUGUAAAAAGGAACAUUCUACGCUUCCAAAAACAGUUUUACUUGACCAUAUGUGAUUAUUGAUUGUUUACUGUAUGCGAAGAUUCUAUGCCAAGUCUCUCUGUGGUCCAUGUGUGUCUAUCUCCGUACAGUGUCUGCAGCAUUAAACCGUCGAUCGCAGUCUUGGCCCUUGCUCUCUCUCUCUCUCUCUUUUCCUUUUCUCAUAUCCUGCAUCCCUUUGCUUUGACCGUGGUACAAGCAACACGACAUGCAGCUCACUUUAUAUUUUGCCCGGACCGACCCGCCCAUUCAGUCUUGUCCUGCUGUGCCACUUGCUUCGUUUUGGAUUCGUAGCUUGAGCCUUGCUAUUUAUCACAUGAAAGAACUGGUCUUAUAAAGAAUCAAAAUUCACCUAAAAAGUUGAAU